AUGAGCAAAUCCAAGAACAAAAGUGAGAACAAGACGGAAAAGCAGCUUGCAGCGGAGAAGGAGCAGUUUGGAAAACAACAGUUGCAAUACAUAAGCAAAUGUCUCACCUCGGCUGAAGCGCCACCCAAAUCCAAAUAUGUGCGCAACAUCCUCCUGGGCAGUCACAAGGAGGGCGGCGCGUCCACCAUGUGGUCGUACAUCCUCAACCUGCCGCUGUCCAGCAACGCCAUCAUCAGCUGGAAGUUCUGCUACCUGCUGCACAAAGUGCUGAGAGACGGACAUCGCAACGCUGUGAGGGACUCGCACAGAUACUGCCAUAAUGUGAAAGACAUGGGUGCCUUGUGGGGAAACCUGCACGAUCGCUACGGCCACAUCGUGGCCUUGUCGGCCAAAUACCUGUGCAUCAAGAUGGAGUUUCAUAACCGGCACAAAUCCAUUCCCAGCAACAUGGAGGCUUCUGACGAGACUUUGGAGCGCGAAGCUGGAAACGACAUGAACAGAGUGCUGGAUAUGACCCAAGAACUGUUGGAAUACCUGGAUGCUGGACUAAAAAUGGCCGAUACUGUUCUUCGACAAGUGGAAACCAACGGAGCCAAACCCAACACGCCGGCGGGCCAGUGUCGCCUCAUGCCACUCAUCCCGCUCAUUCCAGACUGCAGUUUCCUAUACCACUUUUGCGUCCGCUUGCUCUUCAAACUGCAUAGCCGCAUUGCGGCAGAUGUUCUACUCGGCCACAGAGAGAGAUUCCGGGAACUCUUCAACAGCCUCAAGCAGUUCUUCAACAAAGCCAGAGAGAUUGAGUUCUUCAAAACUAUCAUCCAGAUUCCAGAGCUCCCAGAUGCUCCCCCCAAUUUUCUGCGUGCGGCCGCCUUGGCCGAAUACAAGAGGCCGGUGGUGGUCAUUCAAAAUGAGGAGCGCUUUGACGAGGAGGAGCCUGAACCGCAAACAGAUGUACGGGACUCGCAGCAGUAUUACCUGCUGAGCCAGAUGGGCAUGCCUGAAGUGGACCAAAGGGAGCAGUACAAUGAGAACGAGAGCCUAAAGAGAGAACUGGAUGUCCUGAAACCAGAACUUGAACUCAUUAAAUCUGAGGCUCAGCGCUGCGUGACGGAGCUGCGGGCUCAAGUGAACUACCUGGAGGCCGAGGUCGAGGAACAUCGCACCCACAAGCAGAUGGCGCAGGCGGAGAACGAGCACCUGCGCAUGGAGGUGGAGGCCUUGCGCUGCGCCAACGUGGCCAACGUGGGCGCUCAAAUCGGAUUCAAGGAGGCCGACGGUCGCGCGCAGGCGGCUGAACUUCGAUUCACUCAACUCAAAGAAAAACACGCUGAGCUGGUGACCAGUCACGCUGACCUCAUGAAGAAGAACGCUGAUACCACCAAACAGCUGGCACACACCAAACAAGACCAGGACGACAUAUAUCGGAGCAAGCAGAUGUUGGAGAGGGAGUUGGAGAACCUGCGUCGGGAGAUGAGCAACUUGGUGCACCAGAGACAGAACGAGACGGACCGGCUGAAUAAAGAACUCCUUGAGCAAAGAGCCGAGUUGGCGCUUCUUCGCAACAGCCUGCAGAGCAAGGAGAUGGAAGGCUCCCAGGCGAGCAGCAGCCUGGCAGCUCUUCAGGCCGAGCGAGACACCUUGCUGCGCUCGGCUCGGGACCGCGACGGUGACCUGGCUUCCCUUAGGCAGCAGCAAAGCACGGCUGACAUGGAGAGGGAUCGCCUGAGUCGGGAGUUGGAGGCGCUCAGGGCUCAACUGCAGCAACAGCUGAACAUCAACGCCCAGCAAAAGUUGGAAAUCGACCAACUGCGCCGUGAGCUGGAUGCCGCCCGGGCCGAGCUGACGCGCGUCAACAACAGCCUGCAGAGUAAAGAGCUGAGCGGCUCUCAGCUGAGUAGCACCGUAGCGGGUCUCCAGGCGGAAAGGGAAGCCCUGCUGCGUUCGGUGCGGGAACAGGAGGCCGAGCUUGGUUCGCUCCGGCAGCAGGCGCAGCUGCAGCAGAGCUCUCUGGAACAGGAACGCCAGCGAAGCAGCAUGGAGCUCGGAACCCUGCACGCGCAGCUACAGCAGCAGGUCAAUCGUGAAGGCGAGCUGGCUCAUAAGCUACAGGAGGAGCAGUUCUGCCUGCUGCAGUGCGCAGUGGUGGAGGCGGAGGGCAUCAUCUUGGACGCUGUGGCCAAACUGGAUGACCCCAUCCACGUGCGCUGCGUCUGCUCGCCAGAUUAUUUGGUGAACCGGGCCGAGACCACUUUGGCAUCGGUGGACAAAAUGCAGCAGAGUCAUGUCAUUUAUCUAUCAAACAGGAAUGAUGCCAGCGGCCUGCUUCGGGCGGUCACUCAGUUUUCCCACUUGGCCGCCGAUACCAUCGUGAACGGCGGCGCCACGUCACAUUCGGCCCCCACCGACCAGGCCGACCGUUUGACGGACAACUGUCGGGACUGCGCCAAUAGCUGCCUUCAGUUCUUGAAGGACUUGAAGCUGCAGGCCACCUUGCAGAGAGCCGACUCCAACGCCAUACGAUACGCCAUUCAGCGCAUCCUCGCCAUGGGACAGGAGCUGCGUCCUAAAGGGCAGGAUGUUCUCAAGGAGGAACUAGGAAACUUGGUGGACAAAGAGAUGAUUGCAACCUCCACCGCCAUCGAGGAAGCCGUGCUACGGAUGGAUGAGAUCUUGUCCCAGGCCAGAAGGGACACAAGUGGUCUGAAGCUGGAAGUCAACCAGAGCAUCCUGGGCUCCUGCUCUGACCUCAUGAAGGCCGUUCACAUGCUGGUCACCGCCUCGACAGAUCUUCAGAAAGACAUCGUGGAAGGAGGGAGGGGCGCAGCUUCUGUCACAGAAUUCUACGCCAAAAACUCUCGCUGGACGGAGGGACUGAUCUCUGCCUCCAAGGCGGUGGGCUGGGGCGCCACACAGCUGCUUGAGUCGGCCGACCGCGUGGUGGGCGAAAACGGGAGGUACGAAGAGCUGAUAGCGUGCUCCCACGAGAUCGCCGCCAGCACCGCCCAACUGGUCGCCGCCUCCAAGGUGAAGGCGGAACGUGGCAACAGGAAGCUGAGCACACUUCAGCAGGCCUCGCGGCACGUCAACGACAUGGCUGCCGUGGUGGUGACCUCCACCAAGCACGGACAGAUGCAAAUCUCGGAACAAGGAGCGAUGGAUUUUUCCGGAAUGUCGCUCAUCAAGCUGAAAAAAGAGGAAAUGGAGGCUCAGGUGCGGGUGCUGCAACUGGAAAGUCAGCUGGAUCAGGAGCGCGUCCGCCUGGGCGAGCUGAGGAAGCGCCACUACGACAUGCAGGAAGGCGGCAACAUGCCGGACGGCGAUGAGAGUUUUCCCCCGCCUCCACCGCCCACUUUAUUGGACGCCGGCUCCUUCCCGCCGCCACCGCCUCCGCCCGAGCCUGUCGCUCUCCCCGCCUUUGUGUCCACCAACCCCUUCGCGCCUGCCCCAUCCCAAUCCUACUCGCUGCCUCAGUCCUACACGCCUUCCCAACCCUAUGUGCCGUCACAGUCCUACUCGCCAUCACAGACCUACACGUCGUCUCAACCUUACGCGUCGUCUCAACCUUAUGCGUCGUCUCAGCCUUACCAAGCGUCCACCCCGAUCCCCAGCCAAAAUUAUCUGCAAAGCCAUUCCUACUCGAGCCCGCAAGCCUCCACGAAAACCCCCAACCCUCCCCAGCCUUCCUCGCAGUCCCAUAGCACUGAGUCCAAGACGAUAGACUUCGGAAAGCUCAGCUUCAGGAAACCGGGCAUCUUCUCAAAAUCCGGAAACCUGUUUAAGAACGCGUUCAAACGAGGGGAAACAGGAAGCGGGGCCGGGGAGUCCUGA
Nerophis lumbriciformis (worm pipefish) is the source of this 3828-nucleotide messenger RNA. The record is from RefSeq and is a predicted model, not a curated record. Lineage: Eukaryota; Metazoa; Chordata; Actinopteri; Syngnathiformes; Syngnathidae.